Anthostomella pinea is the source of this 636-nucleotide messenger RNA. The record is from the annotation of a GenBank genome assembly. Lineage: Eukaryota; Fungi; Ascomycota; Sordariomycetes; Xylariales; Xylariaceae.
AUGCUGGCUCCUUGGUAUGCCGUGGUCAUAGGCUGCGUCGUUCUGCUCGUGAGUUUUGUCGUUGCCGUACUUUGUCUCAGAUGGGCCGUGUGUAAGGAGCCUUUCCGAUUUUUCAGAAGAAACGAGAGUAGACCCGCGAAGCAAUUGCCGAAAUCGAUCCUGUCUGCCUUGACGCAGCUGGAAGGGGUCACUGAGAAGAGGGACCGAAGAAAUUCGCAGACCGAGGCGGAGGACGCCGAAUGUCCCAUCUGUCUCGCUUCUCUCUAUGGGAGUCCAGCAGGAGCGUCGGCGCCGACAGGGGCUGGGGUAGACCUCGAAGCUGGGAUUGACAUAUCGAGAACGACAACAACCAAGACGAUGUCGACAUCCACAGCGUCCACGUCCACUACGACAACGGCGAAGGAAGAGCGAUGUUCCCUGCAGCCCGUCAACGAUGAAGUACUGAAGAUGAAGCGCUGCAGACACCUGUACCACGCCAAAUGUCUAGCGACAUGGUUCAUGAGGAAGAAGUACAACUGCCCGGUCUGCAGGACUCCAUACUAUCAGCCCGUGCAACGGGUUCAGCCCGUUCAAGAGCUGGAGGGGAAUGUCGACUAUGGCCGUGGUCAUGCUCUGCCGGUUGCCAUGUUCUGGUAA